GCUCAGCUCGGUAGGAUGUUGGUGUCUAUGCAGCGGCAUCCAAAGUGUUGCGCGAUGGAUUUCAAUGAGGGGUUCAAGAGGAUUAUAGCCUCAGCAGCGCAGCGUCGCGUCGCCACCGUCGCAGUCUUGUGGAAAUACCAAGAUUUUCUGUCACUUUUCUUACUCCUGCUGGUCAUCACCAAUAGUAACGCCGCGGCCAUAUGUACGCCGGACGAUUCUUGGUGCAGUCUGUUGACGAACAGCAACCUCAUGGCAGCGCGCUCCGGCCCAGCCUCCUGCUCAGGGCUACAGUGUGGGACUCUGUGUCUGCCGCAGCACAGGGUGUGUGAUGGCAAUCUCGACUGCCAAGAUGGCUCCGAUGAAAACAUGUGUGACAGACACAACUGCCGGACGGCGCUAGACUUGGGCGACCUUCCGCCCCUGCUGUUGGGCGGCGUAGGGACUGGCGGCUCGUCCUGGCGCUGUGACGACGGACACUGUAUUACCAACGCGCUGCGCUGCGACGGCGUCAGCAACUGUAGCGACGGGUCCGACGAGGACCCAACGGCCUGCCGGGCGAGACGGUGCUCAGGCAACCAAUUCCGCUGUACGAGCGGCCAGUGUGUCUCCGUGGUAGCUCGCUGCAACGGUAAGAUCGACUGUUCCGAUGGCAGCGACGAAUCUCCGCGAACUUGUACUAAGAUGCGGCGGCCUGGUCGUGUCGUGUGCCCAUCCCGCGUCCUCAACUAUUGCGCCGACCACACCCAGUGUUACAAGAAGGAGGAGCACUGCAAUGGCGUAGUCGACUGCUUUGACAAGAGCGACGAAGACCCACAAACUUGUGGGACCGCCGACCCAACUGCCAAUCCGUCAACUGUCCCGAACUCUAGUGUCGCUCCCGAUCCUGAAGUAAAUUCAAUUGAAAUCCCAACAAAUGCUCACAACACUCCAGGACAUUACACUGCUGGAACAGAACAGCCCCCGACGGUGCCAAUCGGACCUGUUGUUCUUACUCCAGGAGCGGCCCCAGCGUCCCGCUGCGACGCCCCCUUCUGCCCCUGCAACGUGACCGGCAUGGAGCACGUCUGUCUGCCCUGCCAUGAACUCCAUAACGUGACGACCACGUGCCAACUGUUGAGGAUCCAGGAGCCUCUGUGCUCCGUAGAGAAAGCGAGCGGCGUGAGCCUGAGCGUUUUGAGCUGCGGCAGCCAGGGUUUGCAGAUGGACUUUGGGAUCUUCGAAAGAACUUCAGAGUGCGGCCGGAACAAAAAAGUUCCUGUGCUUACAGUCGUGCUGGCUGACUGUUGGAGCAGUGCCACUCUCGCUCUCAGGUGCCACAGCGAUGGACUGUGGGGGUUGUAUGGGGAAUCUGCAGCCAACUCAACUCAUGAGCGCACGAGGCUCGUCUGCCAGUCUCAUCACUUGAACUCCCCAGUUUGUGGGCAGAAGCCUCGAUAUCGCAGCAUGGGCGGCACGCUGCAUUGGCAUGAAUUCCACCACCCGCAAAACCUCUUCCCUUGGCUGAUGGGGCUCAAGAAGAAGCAGCGAUACGAGUGCAGCGCCACUCUCAUCUCUGCGUCAUGGUUACUUACUGCGGCGCACUGCGUGGUCAGAUCACAAGAGAGCCAAAAUGAGACCAUGGAUAUUCGCGACCUUAGGGUGCAACUCCCGUCAAACAAUGACCGAUAUGUGAACAAAUUGGUGCUUCAUCCAGACUAUAAGCCUGGCUUCCGCCCUCUCAACGACAUCGCUUUAAUCAAGCUGGAUAAACCCAUUACCUUCAGCUACACAAUAUACCCUGCCUGCAUUGACCUGCACGGGGAGGGCUUCCUCGCGUCUUCUCCAGCCAUGGCGUUCAGCCGCGCUAAUGGAAAGAACCUAUACGAGUACAAGAUGGUUCUUCAGCAGCUGGACCCGGCCUGCCACAGCCCAGCCUCCGGGUGCCGGACUCUGCGCAUCGAGGACACGCAAUUCUGUGGCAUCGCUCUAGGCGCUCUAGAAAACGACGUGCACGUGUCGUCUUCUGCGGGUCGGACCCUCGUGGGCGGGUCGUCAGGAGGGCCGUUCAUGCAGAACUUGGGACCGGACACGGACGAGAGAUGGGCCGUGUCCGGAGUUGUGUCCUCGUCCGUGGAUAUAUGGGACUGCGAACCGUCAAUAAUCAUAUACACGGCUGUCCAUCCCUUCAAAGAGUGGAUAGAAGGCAUAGUCAAUGAUGGUCAUUUAACGUAGUUCUGACAGAGACCUGAUUAAUUUUGGAACCUGUCUAAUCGACGUAAGUCGAACAUUUUUGUCAAGACUUGCAAGAACUCGGUAUUGUGGUGCAUAAUUCAACUCUUAGUCAAUACGGAUGACCCAAUAAUAUUUACAUCACGUUAAUACUAUGCCAUGUCAUUAUUAU
Molecule: messenger RNA, 2380 nt
Organism: Hyalella azteca
Lineage: Eukaryota; Metazoa; Arthropoda; Malacostraca; Amphipoda; Hyalellidae
Product: modular serine protease
Exons: 16
Coding region: 16-2211 (731 amino acids)
Biological process (GO): proteolysis
Molecular function (GO): serine-type endopeptidase activity; protein binding
Source: RefSeq, a predicted model, not a curated record